Molecule: messenger RNA, 2572 nt
Organism: Python bivittatus (Burmese python)
Lineage: Eukaryota; Metazoa; Chordata; Lepidosauria; Squamata; Pythonidae
Source: RefSeq, a predicted model, not a curated record
UCACUUCCGGUGCCGGGCGGAAGCAGCGGUGGCGGCUGCGUGCGCAUGGGGCUCUUGACGCUCGGGGAGCAUGAGGGGAAAGAGGCGGAGGGGGUGGCGGCGAUUUCGGGGGGCGAGGGCGGAGCGCGGCUGAGCCGGCGGAGCCUGCAGAGCGGGAGAGGAGGCUUUUCUGACAUGUUGGCUGAGGAUGAAUUUUUUUGCUCGCCACCAAGGAAGACAGUCAGAUUUGGUGGAACGUUGGCAGAGAUCCUACUGAAAUAUCAAAAGGGCGAGACAACUGAGUUUGAUUUGCUGAAGCAUCAGCUGUUGGAUCCAGACAUAAAAGAUGACCAGAUUAUUAACUGGCUAUAUGAGUUCCGGUCCUCUGUUACCUUUUUGACCAAGGAGUUUGAACAACUAAUCACCAUCCUGUUGAAGGUGCCAUGGUUGAGAAGAAGCCAAGCUGUGGUGGAGGAAUAUUUAGCUUUCCUGAGUAACUUAGUGUCUGCUCAGACGAUCUAUCUUAGGCCAUGCCUUGCAAUGAUAGUCUCACACUUUGUACCUCCCCGAAUAACCAUCCGGGAGAAUGAUGUAGACAUCUCUGACUCAGAUGAUGAUGAAAAUGUUCUCGAGAGCUUCACCACCUGCCACAGAGCAUUGCAGACAAUUGUGAAAUAUGUCCCUUUGACGCCGCAAUUUCUCAUGCCGGUGCUGACAGAAAAAUUUCCCUUUAUUAAUAAAUCAGAAAGAACUCUACAAUGUUAUCUCCAUAACAUGCUACGAAUAAGCAGAUAUAUCCCAUCAUUGAGACAUGACAUUUUGGAGCUGAUUGUUGAGAAACUGCUAAAGAUUGAUGUAAGUGCCCCAAGAAAAGAUAUUGAAGCUGCUGAAGAAGCUGAAGAGGAAAGCAGUGAGAAGGGACUCUUCGAUAUGGAUGAAGAUGGGGAAAACCCAGAGAAGAAUGACAUCAUGGCUCAUCCCCUUGCAGAACGCCUCGACAUCUUGAUGAUCGUGUUAUUUUCCUACAUUAAAGACAUAUGCUACGUUGAUGAUAAGCUUGAUGUCGGCAACACCAAAGACUUAUACCGAGAUCUUGUGGCUAUAUUUGAUAAGCUGAUUUUAACGACCCAUGGAUCAUGUCACGUACAGUACAUCAUGUUCUACCUCUCUAGUUUCAAAUUGGUAAUCGCAGAAGCUUUUGUGGAACAUCUCUGGAAAAAGCUACAGAAUCCAAACGUUCCUGCUGUGAUCCGGCAAACCGCCGGAAACUACAUCGGCAGCUUUUUGGCACGGGCCAAGUUUAUUCCAGUUGUGACAGUGAAAGCCUGCCUAGAUUUGCUGGUCAGCUGGCUGCACUCAUACAUUGACAACCACGGCACGGGAUCUCGAGCAUUUUGUGACGUAGCGCUCCAUGGUCCCUUCUACGCCGCCUGCCAGGCUGUGUUCUAUGUGGUCAUCUUCCGCCACAAGCAGAUCCUGGAUGGAAAUCUCAAGAAAGGUUUGGCCUACCUGCAGAGCUUAAACUUUGAACGCAUUGUCAUGUGUCAGUUGAACCCCUUGAAGGUGUGCUUGCCGACAAUUGUGAGUCUGUUUGCUGCCCUUACCAGGAAGUACCAGGUCGCCUUUUGCGACACCAUCAUUGAGAGAAACCGAAGACAAGUAUUGCCAGUUGUCCGAAGCAGUUGUGGGGGAGAUUCUGUUGAGACAGUCACAAACCCCCUUGACAGUUUUUUCCCGUUCGAUCCUUACAUUCUCAAAAGAUCAAAGAACACCAUUGAUCCUUUGUAUCAGUUUUGGGAAGAGCAGAGUGUUGAGGACCUCAAAGAGACUCUAGAACCCGUUAACGAGGGCAAAGGUGAAGAGGAAGAUGAUUUCUUGAAAGGCGAAACUCCCCAAAACGAUGGCAUGAUUGGUGUGACGCCUAGCUCCUUCAACUCUCUUAUUCAGAAUUCAGAAACCAGCCUAGGUUCACCACCAGUAACGCCUCUGCAGUUGCAGCUCUGAUCUUUGGGGUCUGCCAGACAACUACAGCUUUUAUAUAAGAGACCAUGGCAGGGGAUGGAGACACUUGCUAAGCUCUUGAUUUCUUGCAACAAUUCUGAUAGCAGAAUCGAAUAUCUGCAUCACGGACAGGAUAGUAUGCUAAGCCUUUUGUACUUACCCAGAAGAAGCUGUAAAUGGAAGAACCAUUCUCUUUUCACAUUAUUUUUUUCCUUUUGGGUUUCCAUUUUUUGCUUUGGAACAGAUCCCCUGAGAUUAAAUAUAGACCGUGAUCCAGGGAAUGAUGGAAUUAAUUCUGCAUGUUGAUGCCUAGGGAUUAAAAUAAAGCAAAAAGAAUACUACAUUUUUAAAGCAAACUUGCUAGCGAGAACACACAGAUCUGCUUUUUUUUUUUUGGUUUAAAAAAAAGGCUUGCUUUGAAUACAGCUUUUACAGGACUCCUGCUUAAUCCGAGAAUACGAUCGCGUCAAAAGUUAUGCAAAAACAAUUUAAGAUCUUCAUAUUCACUAGAGUUAUAUGAAACAAGAUUUGUGAUUAUUCUGAUUUUAUUACUGAAUUGUUAAAUUAUGUUGCCUGGGUCAAAAGAAGAGAA